Molecule: messenger RNA, 1386 nt
Organism: Rhodotorula toruloides NP11
Lineage: Eukaryota; Fungi; Basidiomycota; Microbotryomycetes; Sporidiobolales; Sporidiobolaceae
Exons: 9
Coding region: 1-1386 (461 amino acids)
Cellular component (GO): cytoplasm; nucleus
Source: RefSeq, a predicted model, not a curated record
AUGGUGCCCGAGGAGGAACUGCCAGUCCUCGAAUCUCUCGUCCACAUCCGCAACCGCCUCACCGCUCUCAAGAAGGACCGCACCGAGUACAUUCGCGCGAAGGAUGUUCUCGCGAUCUACGGGUCGCUCAUGAGCGAAGUCACUCGCUUGAACGAGAUCCGCGCGCGGCCCAAACCGUCGACGAGCGGUGAGGGAGCAAAAGAUGAACCUGUGGAGGUCGAGGAGAACCGGGUCGACACGAUCCUGAACGACGUCUUCCAGCUUCUCUCGCUCUUCUUCCUCCGCAUCGGCAAGUCGAGGGAGAGCCCGGCAGCGUUCUGCCAGUUGGGAACCAUGAAGAGGCUGCUGACUCACCUCAACGAGAGUGGCAUCUACACCGAAGCCGACCUCAAGCCGUACCAGUCCCGCCUCGCCGAGCUCAAGGAGAUCAUCAACGAGGGCCGCACUCCCUUGCAAGGCUCAGGCGACCCUACCGAGAUGGAGCACGACGCAGCGAUGAACAAGCUCCUCCUGCACAAGUGGGACGUCUGCGAUCGCCUCGUCAAGAAGCUCGCCUCGUCGCUCUCGUCUCUGAGCGUCGAGCUCUACCCGAUCCACCAACGCCUCAUCACCCUCCGCCGCUCUCUCGCUUCCAUCGCCGCCCGCCCCCGUCCCUCCAUCAACGACGUCCAGCCCAUCCUCGCCGAACUCCGCACGAUCGAAGACAAGCGCAAGGACGGCAAGUUCGUCGUCGAGAAACCGCCUGCCGGGUCGGGCGACUUCUUUGCGCCUGAGAAGGGUCAGGAGUUGCUCGCUGGGUUGCUGCAGGACAACUUUGAUAUCUGCGAAGAUAUCAAGGCGAGGGAGGGAGAGGAUCAGGUCGCGAGGGGUCCGUUGCAGCCCAUCUACGACAGGCUGAGCGAGAUCAGGGCGCAGCUCGAGAGGCUGGUUCUGACGCAUAGGUGGACGCUGAGGGAGACGGACUUGUACAACUACCAGAACGAGCUUGCGAGGGUUGAUGCGCUGCGGGUGGACGGGAAGUUCCGAGACGCGGACGGGAAUGUGCCGGAGGGUCAACUGGUGCUGCUCUACCUCCUGCGACGGUGUUACGGUCUGUGCUACCGCCUGAUGGUGUCGAGCGAACCGGUUUCGGAGGAGCUCAUGCCAAUCGCCAACAAACUCAACACAAUCAAGCGGUGUCUGAUCGAGGUCGCCAAGCAGGGCGGACCAUUCACGGCGCGCGACCUCUACCCGUUCCAGCUCGCGCUCUACCAGAUCGACUCGCUUCGCAAGGACGGCAAGUUCGAAGGACGGGACGGCUCUAUCCCUGAGGGUCAGGCGAUACUCAACGCGUUGUUGUCGGAGACGCAUGAGCUUGUGUCCAUGUUGCAGGAGGAGCAGGAGUAG